Messenger RNA from Pangasianodon hypophthalmus (striped catfish), 3958 nucleotides. It is a transcript of the gene armc2, whose product is annotated as armadillo repeat containing 2. Lineage: Eukaryota; Metazoa; Chordata; Actinopteri; Siluriformes; Pangasiidae. Gene Ontology annotation, biological process: cilium organization; sperm axoneme assembly. Gene Ontology annotation, molecular function: protein binding. Bases 4 to 2667 code for a protein of 887 amino acids. The transcript is spliced from 17 exons. The record is from RefSeq and is a predicted model, not a curated record.
ACAAUGCCCUACAGUAGGUAUAACAAAACCAAGUGUUCUUCCAAACAUAAGCAAGUUAGUCUAUUUUUGUUUGUCUUUAUGUUCUCAGGUUCAUGUGGUCUAGCGUUAUCGUCACAUCGUCAGAUUGUUCUGUACAGUCCUCACAUGGCCUCGGUGGAGCGUAAGCAGGAAAAGCAGGGACCCUUCUACCUUGGCUAUGGCAGUAGGAGACAGACGAGUGCAGAGAUAGUGACAGAAGCCCGGCAUUCUCUCAGGACUCUUCGGACGCAGCGGCCCUUCACCCCACGAGAGGAGCACCGGCAGCUUUUUGGAGGAUCAGCCCGCACACGUGACGGAAGACCGCCAUCUUCAUUCAGCCUCCAUGCUAAGAAUUUCGAGGCUCCUGAUUCCAGGCCGAGUUCAGGGACCCGCCUCUCGCCUUUGGAUCACAAGCCCAGGUUGCCACUUUCACUGGAUGAAGACUACAGUGAAGUUGAAAAAGCUGUGCCCAAACCUCCAGGUGAACGUUUGGAUAAAGCAGGUUCAGGAGGCACUCGGACAAGACUCGUCAGGGCAAGAUCGCUUACGCUGGUUCCCUCGAUGACUCAACACUCAAACGUAGUUCCUCACGCCGAGGGUGUUGACGAGCCUACCUUGAGUGUGAAGCCAUCAAAGCAAGUGCACAGAGAGUCUUUUUCCUUGCAUUCCGGUUACAAACCAGAAAGGACAGAGAAAUCCUCAGAAAUUCUCACACGCAUACCAAUCAAACAUAGUGGAACUCCACGGCCCAGCAGUGCUGACUUAUCUCAAGCAAAAAGAACAAAAACAGGUGCUGAGCCUGGCUGCAGAGACACGGCAGGAAGUGAUGCCACCGAUGAAUCUGUCUUCUGGACCUCUGAGGUGCUUCCUAUUCUGCAGACGUUUGAGUCUGUUGCUCCAGGAGGAAUUGUGUCAAAGGAGACUAUCGAGCGUCUUUGUGAUGCCUGUGCCAGUCUCCAUAGUGUCCUGGCAGAGAAAGGCAUGCUGGGAAGGCGGUUUAAGAAAAGGUCCUCCAUUCUCCAGGCACUGUUUCGACUGAUCGAUUUGGGAUCAGACCAGCUAAACCUAACUCUAGCUAAAAUCAUACUCGCACUUAAUGUCAGCGGAAACAACUUGCUAAACAUUUGCAAGCUGGUCUUUAAAAUAAGCCGGAGUCCCAGAAACGACUUCCUGUUCCAGGACAACCCCAUUAUAGAUUCCCUCCUCUUACUGAUACAGUGUGAGGAUUUUAAAAGCAGUGGAGAGACUGUGCUGUACUGCAUGGGGUCCCUGAAGCUCCUCUCAGGAAACAGCACCCUCGCCAGGCUGCUCCUAGCUAAAGACUUCAUCGCAGUCUCGCUCCAGCUCUCUCAGCAGCUCAUUCAGCUGUCAGACCCUAAAGCUUUCCCUAAUGAUCGUCACAUGUUAGCAGGACAUGGCCAGCCUGCUAUCACAGGACAUAUACUGGUACAGGUGACAGCAGCUCUGCGAAACAUGGCCGACUUGUCCGAGUCCCGUUCUUCCUUUUUGUCCAACGAUGUCUUCUCCACAUUAUGUGCAGUUAUGGAUCAUCACCAAGAAGACCAAGACAUCUGCCUUAAUGUAGCCAGGAUAUUUAGCAAACUGUCCUCCUAUGCUGAGUGCUGCUAUGCGCUAGCCGAGACAUCGAGCUGCUACAGGCUAUUUUUAGCCCUGUUGUGCAAACACAGCAGGAAACAGGCAUUGGUGGUGCGUCUCCUGUUCACAUUAGGAAACCUGGCAGCUAGGAGCAAUGAUGCCAGAGAGAGAGUUUAUGAGGUGGAAAGGUCCAUAGACGUUCUCUUAGAGCUUUUCCAGAGCUACCUGCGAGUCCCCAAGAAUCCUCCGGACUCGGAGAAUCAUAUGCACGAGGAAGAGGACGUCCUGAUAAAGCUGAUUCGAGUGUUGGCUAACCUGUCCAUUCACCCCACUGUAGGCAUGGCACUGGCAGCCAAUACACUGUGUGUGCAGCUACUACUGAAAGUGAUGGAGGUCAGGUCUGUGGAGGAGAGUACCGAGUUAGUAGUAAACGCUUCAACCACUAUCAACAACUUGUCAUACUACCAAGGAGAGAGCUCCGUCGUCCGCGUCCAGCACGCUCACGUCUCUGAGUUGCUGCUGAGGCUGUUAUUAAGCUCAAAUAUGGCUGCAGUGUUAGAGGCUACACGUGUGUUCGGUAACCUCUCUCAGAUCGAAGAAGUACAGCAUUUUAUCAUCAGAAACCAAGUGCACCAGUUUGUAGUGGCUCUGCUGGACUCCAAGAAUCCCGACGUGUGCUUCUCGGCAUGUGGAGUCCUCACAAACCUGACCGUGGAUCCCAAGAACAGAACCAUAAUAAAUGAGGAAGGAGCCAUACACAAGUUGAUUGAUUGCCUGCGGGACUUUGGGCCUCAGGACUGGCUUUUGGCUACACAGGUGUGCCAGACGCUGUGGAACUGCACUGAAGACACACAGCAGGAGUAUGCACAAGAGCUGCUGGAGAUACUUUCUCUCUAUUCAGACCAGAAGGCUUUGCAGUGGCCCUCUAGUGACGAUAUAAAGGCUUACCAGGAGGCAUGCUGGGAGCUGGAGUUUUUACCUGUUGCCGAGAGGCUGAAGAAGCGCAUGCAAAGAUAUGUAAACGUACUGGAACGCAUCAGUGAGCCGUCCUGAUCAAGCAUUCCUGACGUGUGAAGAAGAUGAUGAAAUAAUCCAGGGUAUAUACUGACUGCACUUUCACUUCUAUAAUGUACUGAACUUGCCUACAUACACUGUUUUUAAUGAUCAGUACAGAGAAACACUGUGAAUACAGAGAAUGUGAAAAGAAUCAAUUUAAUGUUUUGCAUCGACCCUCCAUGGCCACAGAAACAAUGCAAGAAUGUUUCAUAAGGAACAACCAGGACCACAGCAAUGAUCUCAAACUCUUUAUUAACGCGACCAGAAGGGACACAGGACAGAGUUAGAAUCUCAUGUUAAACAGUUACAGCAAAAUGAUACAAAAUGGCACUGGUUCUCCGUCUCUAACAUUCCUUUCAGCCUAACAAUAACACUUUACUGGUACCAUCUGUACAAUUACCUAGAACAACACUCAUCCUCAGAACUGUCCCACGAAGAGAAGCCAAAUUCAGUAAUAAUUCAAUACACAUCCAAAGCAUAAUAGGCAUUUAUUAUGAUAUCCCAAUUAAAACAUUAGUAAUGUGCUAAAUCAAAGAAUGAUGCAACAGCACGGUGAGAAACGCUACAAACCCAACAAGCUGAGUUACUCUGAUCUUCUCCAGAGGACAGAUCAAUUCCUGUGUUUGUGUGUGUGUGUGUGUGUGCGCGUUAUUACUGCAUAGCAGAAUUACAUCCUCUACUAGGCCGAGGUGUGCUUCGACUAUUAACAUUUCCAGGAACUUGUUAGCUGUAAUGGUGUUUCCUACUUGUGAUCAUUCACAAGCUUUGCAAUAGGACAGACACAAACGUGGGCCAGAGAGUACAAAGUUAUAUAAACAUACAUUCCAUAACGGGUUUUUGUCUCCAAUUCACAGGCUAAGAGGUAUUUUAUCAAUAUGAAUACAGUUGAAUACAAUUGUUCACACACUUGUCACAACUGGAGGUAUUUAUCUCUGAUAUCUCCAUGCUCAUGUUAUAUGGGAUUGUUUACCAGAGAGAAAAAAAAAUACUUAUGGAAAUUCAGGUAAUACAAAGAGAUUAUAUGUUUUAUUUUCUUUAUUAUUUUUUUUUUGUUUGUUAAACAUUUUCUUAUAAAAGUGUCAGUAACUGACAUCAGUCUCUGAAGAUUGUUUUUUUUUUGUUUUUUAAAAAAAGAAAGCUCAUUGCUUCUUAGCAUACAUCUCCAAAAAAAAAAAAGUACCAUCCCUCUUUCUUUCUCAACACACGUCUACAUCCAGCUGUUCCAGCCACCAUCAGAAUGCAGUACUUGAUUGAUUUUUUUGAUUUUUUUUUUUUUUUUUUAAGUAAA